UUCCACAGAAAUCUCCAAAGAAGAAUGGCAACUGGAAAUCACUCCACAGAAGCCAUUUUUGUCUUAGUGGGAUUAACACAGAAGCUAGAGCUCCAGCUGCCCCUCUUCCUCCUAUUCCUAGGAGUCUAUGUGGUGACAGUGGUGGGGAACCUGGGCAUGAUCUUCCUGAUCACCGUCAGCCCACUGCUUCACACUCCCAUGUACUAUUUCCUCAGCAGCUUAUCCUUUAUUGAUUUAUGCUAUUCUUCUGUCAUUACCCUCAAAAUGCUGCUGAACUUCCUAGGGAAGGAGAAUAUAGUCCUUUAUUCUGAGUGUAUGGCCCAUCUCUUCUUCUUUGUGGUCUUUGUGGUGGCUGAGGGUUACCUCCUGACUGCCAUGGCCUAUGAUCGCUAUGUUGCCAUCUGUGGUCCACUGCUUUAUAAGGUGAUCAUGUUCUCUUGGCUCUGCCCACUGCCAGUGCUGGUCUCCUUCAUCCUGGGUAUUCUGUCUGCUGUGGCCCAUACAAGUGUCAUGAUGAAAUUGAGGUUCUGCAAAUCCCACAUCAUCAGUCAUUAUUCCUGUGAUGUUCUUCCCCUCCUCAAUCUUUCCUGUUCCAGCACACAUCUCAGUGUGCUUCAAGUUUUUGUCAUUGGAGGACUCAACACCUUGGAGCCCACUGUAGCUGUGGCUGUUGCCUAUGCCUUCAUCUUCUGCAGCAUCUUUAGAAUUUGAUCCUCAGAGGGCUGGUCCAAACCUUUUGGAACUUGCAGCUCUCAUCUCAUGGCUGUGGAGCUAUUCUUUGUUUCUAUCACUUUCAUGUAUUUCAAACCUCCUUCUAAUAACUCCCUGAACCAGGAAAAAGUGUCCUCUGUUUUCUAUACCAUAGUGAUCCCCAUGCUGAACCCAUUAAUAUACAGUCUGAGGAACAAGGAUGUAAAGAAAGCACUGAUGACAGUUUGGGUGGGAAGAUAA
Molecule: messenger RNA, 951 nt
Organism: Castor canadensis (American beaver)
Lineage: Eukaryota; Metazoa; Chordata; Mammalia; Rodentia; Castoridae
Source: RefSeq, a predicted model, not a curated record